AUGCUUCUCUUCUUCCUCCUGCCCUGGGGGGUGGUGUCUCACACAGCCCCGAAGCCGAAGCGACAACGCCUGGAAGCUGUUAAGAAGCUUAACUUCGGCGUGGAUGAUGAGUUGGCUCCUGACGUGCUCCAGGAUGCUGGCCCAGAGGCACCUACUGCUCUCCAGACUGCCGGCUCGGACAGCCUGGAGAUGAGCGGCAUGGCCCUGCUGCAGACCACACCAUCCUCCGAGAAGAAGCGGGUCCUCAAGCGGCCACCCAUCCUGGAGGACUACAUCAAUGUGACGUCCACUGAGGGCACCAGGGUCUUCAUGGUCAUCAGGGAUGAUCCCUCCAGGACAGGGGUGGAGCUCCCCGAUUCCCUGGGCUGGAAUGCACGCAGGCCGCUCCACUUGCUGGGGGUGCCUUUCUCCUACCUGAAGGAACAAGUGGUUGAAGAGCGCCGAAGGCACGUUCUGGAGGCAUCACAGCAGCUGACGGAGAUAAUAAACAGUUGCCUUGAGAGCGAAACCAUUGCUGAGAGCCCAGAGCUCACCGGGGAAGCGGAGCCAGCGGACGAGGAGGAGUCUGCGCUACAUUGCCUCUGGGUGGACAAAUUUACGCCCCGGCGCUACAUGGAGCUGCUCAGUGAUGAUUACACGAACCGCUGCCUUCUGAAGUGGCUCAAGCUCUGGGACACGGUGGUGUUUGGGAAGGAGAAGGCUGUGAAGAAGGCCAAGCCCAGUGCUGAGGCUCAUCCUCCUUUCAACCAGCCCAAGGAACAGCAGAAUAAGUGGAAAACGAAGUUCCAGCUCACAGAGGAGAUUCUGGAGGCUGAGCUAGACCAGCACAAGAGACCCAAAUACAAGGUAGCCCUGCUCUGUGGCCCACCCGGUUUGGGAAAGACCACGCUGGCCCACGUCAUUGCGAAGCACGCGGGGUACAACGCCGUCGAGAUGAACGCCAGUGAUGACCGCAGCCCAGAGGUUUUCAAAACCCGCAUCGAAGCUGCCACCCAGAUGAAGUCUGUGCUGGGUGCCAACGAGAAGCCCAACUGCCUGAUCAUUGAUGAGAUAGACGGCGCGCCCGCGUGCGAGAAGACGGAGAACGACAUCCGCUCCUGCAUAAACACCCUGCAGUUCUUGCAUGGCCGAGGCCAGAAGGAGCUGAGUGUGCAGAUGGUGCAGAUGAUGAAGAUUGGCUUGAAGGACCAAAACAAGGGUCUCUUCUCCAUCUGGCAAGAGAUCUUCCAGCUCCCAAAGGUUCAAAGGCACAAGAUAGGAAUGGACCCCACAUUGCCAGCCCAGCUUCUGGUGGGAGAUGAGGACCUGUCGCACCUCGGGGGGACAGCUGGCUUCAACGCAUCCUCCCACCGCUUCCACCACAUCCUGCACCUCGCCAUCUCCUCGGGGGAGCAGGAGAAGCUUGCCCAGGGUCUGUACGACAAUUUCCUGAACAUGAAGCUGCGGGACUCCGCUUUCAGCUCUGUGUGCUUGGCCCUGGAGUGGCUGGGCUUCUCCGACCUGCUGAGCUGCGCUGUCCUGCAUAGGCAGAGCUUCCAGCUGAUGCGAUACCUGCCCUUCCUGCCCGUGGCUUUCCACCUGCUCUUCGCGGCCACCAGCAUCCCCCGUCUCGCUUAUCCCAGCAGCCAGCAUGAGGCCCUGGCCAAGCUGAACCACAUGCAGAACCUUGUCAUGUCCAUGGUGUCGGGGAUAACGCCCAGCGCCCGCAGCCGCACGGGGCAACAGUCUUUCAUCUUGGAGGUGCUCUGUCUGCUGCUGGACAUCAUUGCCCCGAAGCUCCGACCAGUGAACACCCAGCUCUACAGCCUGAAGGAGAAGCAGCAGCUGGCAGACCUCAUCAGCACCAUGCUGGCCUACAACCUCACCUACCACCAGGAGCGCCUGCCCGAGGGCCAGUACGUCUACAAGCUCGACCCGAACGUGGAGGACGUCUGCCGGUUCCCGGACCUGCCAGCUCGCAGGCAGCUGACCUACCAGGCCAAGCAGCUCAUUGCCAGGGAGAUCGAGCUGGAGAAGAUGAGGAGGGCGGAGGCUUUGCUGCAGGCGCGAAACCUGGGCGAGGAGCCUGGGAACGGCCUUGGCGAGGCAGGGGAGCGAGCGGACACAGGGCCAGCGAUGCCCCCCAACCACCAGCAGCGCCUGGAGCACAUCGUCCGGAGGGCAGCAGUGGAGGACAAGCCUGAGAGAGACUUCUUUGGGCGGCCGCUUCGGCGGCAGCAGGCGGCCGCAGCCCCAGCCCCUCAGGCCUCCAAGGAAGAGUUAAUAGAGAGCCAGAUGGGAAAGGCCGUGGGGAAGAGCGACGUCUGGUUCCGGUUUAACGAAGGCUUUUCCAAUGCUGUCAGGAGGAAUAUCUACAUCAAGGACCUGCUCUAG
This is a messenger RNA of Egretta garzetta (little egret), 2373 nucleotides long. It is a transcript of the gene CHTF18, whose product is annotated as chromosome transmission fidelity factor 18. The coding region runs from base 1 to 2373 and encodes 790 amino acids. Gene Ontology annotation, molecular function: ATP binding; ATP hydrolysis activity. The record is from RefSeq and is a predicted model, not a curated record. The transcript has 18 exons. Lineage: Eukaryota; Metazoa; Chordata; Aves; Pelecaniformes; Ardeidae.